CUGACAGUCUUGGAACUCUUGUUUUUAUGUGUGUAGUUUAUUUCUAACUUGAUGGUGUGCUAUCCUGUUGGAGAUGCUGAUUGGUUACUUGGUUGAGUUUACUCUGUCUAGUACUAUUUAUCCACACAGGCCUUUCAUGUCCUGAAUUUCCGUCCUGCAAGAUUAUACAUGUACCUAUACCAUAAAAAAGAUUUUAUCUGAGAUGAGUUAGUUAUAUGGUUAACUAUCUUCAAUUAAAUCCUUCCUGCUGCGGUGGUAUUAUUUCAAAUAUAUAUGUGUAUAUAUAUUAAUUUUCUUAUAUUUUAUUAACCUUGUGAUUCUUAAUAUAUGAUCCUUCUGAGUUGCGGGUGAGUUUGGAUCAUGUAUCUAAUGGUCCUCCAGCAAGGUGCCUGAAUAGACCAUCUAGUGGGAUACUGGAAAAUUUCACUGCCAGGACAGUUUUUAUUUGAGAGUUGUUACCUACCUCCAUGCAACUACAAACUGAGGCAUGAACUGAGUUGCGCAAAGUGACUGUUCCACGAAUUGCAUAGCACACCUUGACAUACAGUACACCAUCCAAUCUGAGAAUGAUGUUCCGAUGUAACUGAUUACCUGGUAAGUUUCGACUAGGUUCUAUGAAGUCUGUGGCUACAGGUAUUUUUGAUAACGAGCAACCGGUAAAGCUGAUGUGGUGGCGAAGCAUUUGAUUCAUGAUGGAAAUCUUGACUUGGUAGUUCAUUUUAACCUCAGUAUGAUAAGUAUAGAGUUUCAGAAGUCCCACUUGCACUUAUCGAGUAGGUUCAACUAUCCAAGGGACUUGAAUAACUGAAAAUUGGUCUGCUAGGGGACACCACGUUCAUACUUCACAUUGUGACAGCACUGGGCCGAAGAUCUGUUCUGAUCAUCUGACUCAACAACAGAAGAUGUGUAGUUUUUUCUGGGUGUUAGGAUAUGUUUACAAAGAAGUUAUUUUAAGUAUAAACCCCCAUACUCAAUUAUUCUUUGGCGCAGGAUAACAUUGCAAUGUCCAUACUAUCAUGGCUGAUGGACGGCGUCUCAUUUCAUUUCCUAGCUGUGACAAGUGUUUUCUUCUUGUCUCCAAGAAGAGCUCUCUGAUCCAUCAUGGCAUCACAAUCAUACAUUUUCCUCAAUCAUUAUUGCUUUCCAAUCCAGAAUUUUUCCCAGCCUUCAUUUUACGGACUUGUCACAAACUCACAAUGCCGACCUCGAUGCUGAGGCAGCAGAUUAAAAUGGAGAAGGCACUUUCUUUACAUUGUUCCCUCAUGUGACAUGCACCUUUACUUGAAAUCUGUUAGUCCACCAUGAAAGGUUUUGCUUUUGUUUAUAUGGAUGAUGAAAGAGAUGCAGAGGAUGCUAUUCGGGGACUUGACCGAAUAGAAUUUGGCCGAAAGGGUCGCAGACUUCGCAUUGAGUGGUCAAAGGAAGAGCGUAGCAGUAGGAGGCCUGAGAUUUCUAGGAAAUCUUCAUCUAGCGCCAGACCUUCGAAGACUUUGUUUGUCAUAAAUUUUGAUCCAAAUAGUACUAGGAGCAGGGAUAUAGAGAGGCACUUCGAUCCGUACGGAAAAAUACUCAAUAUAAGGAUUAGAAGGAAUUUUGCAUUUGUUCAAUAUGAAACUCAGGAGGAUGCUACUAGAGCCUUGGAUGCUACAAAUAUGAGUAGACUGAUGGAUCAAGUCAUUACAGUUGAAUAUGCAAAUAAAGAUGAUGAUGACAGGAGAAAUGGGUUUAGUCCUGAUAGAAACCGUGAUAGGGGUCUUAAGAGAGGUUAUGACCGAGGCCGAUCUCGGAGUCCUUAUGGAAGAGAGCGGGGAAGUCCUGAUUAUGGUCGUGGUCGGGCCCGUAGCCCAAGUCCAAUCCGUCAAGGUAGGUCAAGUCCUGAUUAUGGUCGUCGUCCUAGUCCAAAUCCCAAUCAUAGGGAGAGGGAUUCCGAUUAUGGCGGUGGCCGUAGUCCGAGCCUGAGAAAGGAGAGGAACCCUGAUCAUGGAAAUGGUCAUAGUCCGAACCCUCGAAGGGUGAGAGCCGGUUCUGAAAAUGGCCGUGCGAACAGUCCACCAGAGGAAGGACUUUUGGAAUCUCCUCCAAGGGGGAGGAGAGAGAAAUAUAGCCCAGAUGGUUAUCGUGUCCGCAGCCCAAGGUCUAAACCUGAAGAAAUAGAUAGUCCUGGAUAUGCUGCAGCAGAAAGUCCUCUUCCAGAACAACACAGGAGCCUUUCACCUCCAACUCGAGAUAGAUCUCGCUCCUAAUUUGCUCGCUAUCAGCCUCUGACCUUAUGUCAUAUUUGGCGAGGACUGUCACAUUGCAAGUGGCGCUGUAGAAGUAUGCUUCAAGUUUGCUGGAGCCUCAAAACUCUAAUGUCUUUGUUUUUACUUCAAUAUGUUCAACAUUCCAGUCACUAGUAUGGCUUUUUGACAAUUUGUUCUUGAAAUAGACUUGCUAGAGUGUAUUAGGUAAUUCUGUUUUAAAGUUGAAAAGUCCAUGUUAAGACUUGGAUGAUGCACUUGAGCUGGGCUAACAAACUUUCUUGCUUAAUAUAUGUUCUCAAAAUCUA
This is a messenger RNA of Lycium barbarum (goji berry), 2548 nucleotides long. Its product is annotated as serine/arginine-rich splicing factor RS40-like. The coding region runs from base 1302 to 2243 and encodes 313 amino acids. The record is from RefSeq and is a predicted model, not a curated record. Gene Ontology annotation, molecular function: RNA binding. The transcript is spliced from 5 exons. Lineage: Eukaryota; Viridiplantae; Streptophyta; Magnoliopsida; Solanales; Solanaceae. Gene Ontology annotation, cellular component: nuclear speck. Gene Ontology annotation, biological process: mRNA splicing, via spliceosome.